Notodromas monacha is the source of this 558-nucleotide messenger RNA. NCBI's taxonomy places the organism in Eukaryota, Metazoa, Arthropoda, Ostracoda, Podocopida, Cyprididae. The record is from the annotation of a GenBank genome assembly.
AUGAACGGCGCGGUUCGCGGUCGACGCCCGCGUCGAUCUUCGUUGACACUGACGUCUCAGUUGUCGUCGGCUUGUGAAUGCCACCUCAUCGGAUCAUCGGGGACAGUGUGUCACCAAGUCACUGGACAGUGUCCUUGCAAAGAUGGUGUCGUCGGACUGACUUGCAACAGGUGUGCCAAAGGUUAUCAGCAGAGUCGAUCACCGAUUGCUCCUUGUGUCAAAAUACCGACGAUGCCAGAAAGAAAAACGGUUAGUCCAGCGCAGAAAUCAAGCAUCAGCAGCAGUAACGAAUAUUCAGAACACGACGGGACCUGCGAACGAUGUCAGAUAAACAAACGGCGACUGAACGUGAAGAAAUUCUGCAAACGCGAUUUUGCUGUUCUGGCGUUUGUACAGAACAGGGAACUCGCCGGGAACAGAGUCAAAUUUACCGUGUUGAUCAGAGACACAUUCAAGAAGUCACUGGAUUCUUCUUUGCUCCGAGGAAGGACCAGUUAUGUUUCCGUGUCUAUGAAUGCUUUGGCGUGCAAAUGUCCUAGUAUGAGAGUCGGAAGGUAA